Molecule: messenger RNA, 3408 nt
Organism: Pygocentrus nattereri (red-bellied piranha)
Lineage: Eukaryota; Metazoa; Chordata; Actinopteri; Characiformes; Serrasalmidae
Product: interleukin-31 receptor subunit alpha-like
Exons: 16
Coding region: 249-2687 (812 amino acids)
Biological process (GO): cytokine-mediated signaling pathway
Cellular component (GO): external side of plasma membrane
Molecular function (GO): cytokine receptor activity; protein binding
Source: RefSeq, a predicted model, not a curated record
UCGCAAGCGGAGCAGCAACACUGCGCUUCCUUCACCGAGACUCUUCGUUCCUGCUGCUUUACAGGCGGCAGAGUGGCAGCUACAGAUAACGACUUGACACCAUGAGCGUGUGGCGGAGUUUUAACGACCACGCUGAUAAAGAUCGCGGGGGCUCCGCUCAGGUUUCCAUUUCAAAUCUGUCGGUUUCUUGGUUUGUCACAGACUAGCAGCAGCAGCAGCAGCAGCUGGCCGCAGCGCACUGAGCCUUCAUGGGUUCAUUAACCGGCCUAAUAAUGCAGACUACAAAUCUGUUUAUGGUUAUUAUUCUUCAAGCUCUCUGUAAAGCAUCUGGCGUAUCAGGACUGGAAAAGUGUGACGUUUUUCCAAGCAACCAACUGAUCAAAUAUGGGUUGGACCUUCGGGUCUCAUUCCGAGCUCCACCUAAGAGUGACUGCCGUAAAAUUACCAGUUUUAAUACCAACAGAUUGUACUGGACGCUGAACAAUCAGACGAUCGCAAAGAGCUUUUAUCAUUCCAACUCCACCUUUGCCUCUGUCUUCAUUCAGGAUUUCACUUUGGCAGUCGGGAUAGUUGAAUGCCAUUUGGAUGAUAUUGUGUUAGGUGGUACGGUCAUACGGACGUACUUGGAUCCUGAGAAUGUGUCCUGUAUCGCUGAAACACUGCAUAAUUGUUUUUUAUGCAUCCGUUUGACCUGCAAAUGGGAUCAUAACCAAAACGGUGUGAACACAAACUACAUGGUCCAUGUGAAACAGAAGGGUAAUGAGUCACUCUGCCAAUCCAGAGAAAUAAAAUGGUGCACAUUCUCGGAGGAAGAGGGUCCAAAAGUUGGUGGAGAGAUAAAUGUAACUGUGACGGCUCAAACUUCAGCUGGAGAAGCUCACUCGGAGAAAGUUACCUAUGAUAGUAUUUGGGAUAUAGUAAAACUAGAUAAACCAAGAGAUGUGCAAGUGAAACCGGAGCUGUCUGCUCUCAGUGUGACGUGGCGGAGUAACAACUGGGCUCUGGCUUACACUGUCUGUGAAGUGCGCUUCCUUGAAAAAGGCUCUGAGCCUGUGGUGAGAACCGUGGAGAAAACCUCAAGUAGUACUUUUGACCUGACUGAGGUGAAACCAUGUACAAGCUACUCUGUCUCAGUGCGCUGUAGGAUUGAUGUCUGGAGCGAGUGGAGUCAGGCUGUAACACACUUCACCUCUAUCAAUGUCAGUAAUGUACAGCUCCAUCUUUGGAGAUCUGAAGGUGUGGUGUAUGCCAAGGGGAAGAGGGCAAUGCACCUUAUGUGGAAGGGAAUCAAUCCAUUAUGUAAGGUGUUUGAUGAGUAUCGUCUCUUUAACCGGACGCAUAAUUUAGUUACGUCAAAAAGUUUUAAGCCAUCUGAGAAUCAUACAGUUGUUAUUUUAGACGAAAAUGCACACAGCGUCACUGUGGCUGCAUACCGUAAUAACCAAAGCCUCAGUGAAGCGUCCAUGGAAAUUCCUUCCGCAGCAGAAGAGUUCAAUUUACCUCCAGUUGAUAAUGUCAACAUGUUUGCUCGGGAUGGUCAAAUCCACAUUACGUGGGACAAGCUCUACCUCACUGUCACUGGCUACAUAGUCAUCUGGAACAGUACUGAAGAAGACCACCAGUGGCAACAAACUCAAGAAAGACAUUUCUCUCUAGAAGGAGAGAACUUCACACUGUACACCGUAUCUCUGAUGCCGCUCUAUGAAAAUGGCCCUGGAAGUGAAAUCAGACUUCAUGCUUACGCUCGAGAAGGAGUGCCAGCUGUUGUGUCUAAUGUCGAAGCAGAGAGGAUCUGUGACAGGAAGGCUGAGAUCCACUGGCGGCCAAUUUUGUCCACUCAGUGCUGUGCAUUUGUUGUGAGCUACACAGUGUUUUAUAAAGCACAAAAUGACAUGGCAUUCAGGAAUGUGACUGUGGACCAAAAGGAAAACGGUGUCAUUUUGGAUGAUCUGCAGCCCAAAACAAACUACAUUGUCUAUGUCCAGGCCAGUUCAAUGGCUGCUUCUUCGAAUAGCAGUUUUUACACAUUCUCAACAAAGCCAUAUGGGGAAGUCUUCCUUAUUAUGCUGAUCGUGUGCGGUGUUGGACUGAUGUUGCUGCCUGUGUGUACUGUGCUUGUCGUGUUGAUACGAAAAGAAUACCUGAAUGAAAAGGUUCCUAAUCCCAGAUUUAGUUCUCUGACUAUAUGGUCUUCACAGAAAUGUAGAAAUCCCUGGAACCAAUUACCAGUGCCCUGGGCCUGUGACUCUGAGAAAAGUCUCACAUGGCAAGUGGAAGCGGAGGACUACAGCAUUUUAGCAACAAGUAUAAGAGAUGUGGCUAAGCUGCAACAAAACACUGCAACACAGGAAACGACACCAACAACACACACAGAAAACACUGCUCUGGUCAGCUCUUCCAGUGAAACGGAACUGGCAUCACGUGGCAAAGAGGAAAGAAUAAAGCCUUUGUCGGAAAUGGAUCUCGAGACAGCUCAAAUCCAUCCUGUGUUCCUAAGUCGAUCUCCAUACAAAAACCAGACUCCUCUGACCAGCCCUGUGGACUCACCCAGGAAAGGUUUGCAAGGAACCACAAAACCUCGUUCUUCAGAGGAAACCGAGACACUGCUAAAACCAAAGCACGACAGUGCAACCAUGGUUACCACGUACGUGACAGUGGACAUGUUUGAACAUGGUAAAAGAAAGUGAGGUGCACCUUGAAUGGUUUGAUGUAAUGGACAGCAUUCUGGCUUAAUUCCUGGGAAGGAUUAGGAUUGUGAUAAUGCUGUGGAGUGUAAUAUGUAUAGCUGAAACUGUGAAAUAUAAUUUGAGUUGCCAAAGUGUAACCUACUUGUAAAUCAACUUUCUUUUUUUUUUAUUUUACAUGAAUAGAUCUCCAGGAUAAGAGUUGGUAACUAUCUUAAGAGUAUAUUUCCAGCCUGUUCCAGCUAAUGUCUUUCUUUAGAACGUCUUGAUUGACUGGAUCCGAUGCAUCAGUGUUAGGUAAAGGUGGGCUGCAUGGCUGGAACUAAACUCUGCAGGAAAGAUCUCCAGAAGGAGGCUUAGUAACCACUGUUCUGCACAAAACUAGCUGUCCUCUGAAACACUGUAUUAGUUAUCUGCACUCUACUUAAAUAUAACUGAAUUUUCUAUAUUAAGCAUAACCCUGGCUGUUGCCCCAGAAUUGUAUCAUUUAUAUGCAUCUGUCUUGGAGAGAAUGGAAAGGGCAUUUUAAUGAAUACAGCAUCUUACUGAGUUGUGCAACAGUCUCUGAGGUACUUACCCUAAUGUAUCAAUGCACUUGAGGGCAAGAAGGAUGAUUUUGAUAAAUGAGAUUUUAUUUCCCAUAAGGUUAUUGAGCGAUAAGUGAUAUCAGGAUUGGAUACAUGUGAAAAGGCAUGCAUUAAAAGGUGUCCUAAUAUGUCACAGA